This is a messenger RNA of Talaromyces amestolkiae, 2832 nucleotides long. RefSeq lists its product as uncharacterized. Bases 1 to 2832 code for a protein of 943 amino acids. The transcript has a single exon. Gene Ontology annotation, molecular function: calcium ion binding; calcium channel activity. NCBI's taxonomy places the organism in Eukaryota, Fungi, Ascomycota, Eurotiomycetes, Eurotiales, Trichocomaceae. The record is from RefSeq and is a predicted model, not a curated record. Gene Ontology annotation, biological process: intracellular calcium ion homeostasis; calcium ion transmembrane transport. Gene Ontology annotation, cellular component: membrane.
AUGGCCAACCCCAACGACGCUACCAUCGACAUCCCUCUGACCACCGUCCCCAGUCGCGGCACCGGUGCCCGCAAGACCAACACCAAUACCCUCGCCUCGCCUGACAGCUAUCCCAAUGGCUCAAACGAUGAAAAGUCAGCGAAACGACCGGGUCCCGGUCGACGAAAAAAGACUGGCACAGGGGACUCAAUGACAAACGAGGAUAGCGAUGGAGCCCUCAACACCAUGGGAAGGAUAUAUUUUGCCGUUCUGAAUUUCUCAGUCAUCACUCGUUAUUUCAUCUAUGUCUCGCCAUUGGCGUUUUUGAUUGCUAUCCCUAUUAUUAUUGGUGCCACGGCGGCGCCGCAUGCAGCCAUUGGCGGUGUUAGAAUUGUUUGGUUUUUCACCUGGAUUGAAGUUGUCUGGAUCAGUUUGUGGGUUGCUAAACUGAUUGCACAUUUCUUGCCAUUUUUGUUUCAAUUUUUUGCCGGCUUUGUCAGCCCUGGAACGAAAAAGUAUGCUCUUAUCAUCAAGGCUUUGGAAAUUCCCCUGUCACUGGUGGGCUGGUGUAUUGUCUCGUUGGCUACGUUUAUUCCUAUCAUGACUCAGAACCCGACGCAGCGGGCGAAUGGCGACACAGGUGAGAAGAGCUGGGAGGCGACCGUCAAGCAGAUUUUGUUUGCUUUGCUUAUUUGUACCUUGAUCUUUUUGGCGGAAAAGGCUCUUAUUCAGUUGAUUUCUGUGAGCUACCACCGCAAGCAGUACGAACUGCGCAUCAAGGAGUCCAAGCACAAUGUCGACCUGCUGGGCCAUCUGUACGAUGCAUCCCGCGCCAUGUUCCCGGAAUACUGCAAGGAGUUUAUCGAAGAAGACGAAAUUAUUUCCGCGACCAUUCUCGCUGACAAGAAAAAGAGUCACAAGCGUGGAGACUCUGUUGCUCCGCUCCGCUUGAUUCGCAACGUUGGGCGCGGUGUCGGCCGUGUCGGCGACAAGGUCACCGCUGCGUUUGGUAAUGUUGCGCACGAGAUUACUGGCAAGAACAUUUUCGACACUGGAUCUGCUCAUUCGAUUGUUACUCAGGCAUUGGACAAACGCCAUGCUUCAGAAGCUCUUGCUAAGCGUAUCUGGAUGUCGUUUGUGGUCGAAGGACGCGACGCCUUGUAUGAAGAAGAUAUUGUCGAGGUUAUGGGCGCUCAACGCGAGGAGGAGGCUAGAGAGUGCUUCCAUAUUUUGGACCGCGAUGGAAAUGGCGACGUCAGUAUGGAAGAAAUGAUUCUUACUGUUGCAGAGUUUGGACGUGUCCGCAAGUCUAUUGCUCGAAGCAUGCACGAUGUCGACCAAGCCAUCCAUGUGCUGGACAGUUUACUGUUGACAGUAGCUUUGAUUGUCAUGAUUCUUGUUUUUGUUUCGUUUGUUACCACUGGAGCUGCCACUGUCAUUGCUGCUGGUGCUACAUCUUUGCUCUCUCUGUCUUUCGUUUUCUCAGUUACUGCUCAAGAAGUCCUCGGAUCUUGCGUUUUCCUGUUUGUCAAGCAUCCGUUUGACGUUGGUGACCGUGUCGAAAUCAACAGCCAGGAAUUGUUCGUCGAGGAGAUUUCCCUGUUGUAUACUGCUUUCCGCACCGUGGCCGAACAACGAGUUACGCAAGUCGCCAACAACGUCCUCAACACUUCAUGGAUUGACAAUGUCACCCGUUCCAAAGCCAUGCGCGAACGUAUCUCUCUCUUUGUCGAUUUCGGCACUACGUUCGCCGAUAUUCAGCUCUUGAAAAUCGAGAUGGAAAAGUUCGUCCGUGACAAAGACAACAACCGCGACUUCCAGCCUGACAUUGAAAUCGAAGUGAUCAGUGUCGGAAACAUGGACAAACUCGAGCUUCGUAUUGAGAUCCGCCAUAAAUCCAACUGGUCCAACGAAACGGUCCGCGCUGCGCGUCGAUCCAAAUUCAUGUGUGCUUUGGUCUUGGCUAUUAGGAAAGUGCCUAUCAUCGGUCCUGGCGGUGGUGGUGCUUCAUUGGGCGAUCCUUCAAACCCAUCGUACUCUGUCAGCAUCACCGACGAGAAGGCCAAAGAGUACCGCGAGAAGGCUGCUGAGAAGAAAGAGCAAGCUCGUUUGGUGCCUACAAGUGCUAUGAAGGAAUUCCAACAGACUCUGUCGCCAGAAGGAGCUUCGACUGGCGUUGAUACUGUCACAUCUACCGGUGGAUUGCAGCAACGCAGUGGGGGAUCAGUCAAGAAAAUGAGCGAAGUCGAUUUCGUCGAUGCUCUUAACAGCCGCCCUGCUGGCUACGACCUUGCGCGUCCUGAAGAAUCUGCGCAGUUGUAUCGCAUCCCUAGCGCUGCCAAUUCUGGAGUGAGCAACGAGAAUCAAUUGAGUCCCAUCCAGGACGUAAAUGAUGAACGUUCAUCACUCCUGCGCGCUCCGUCGUCGGGUCGUCGCAAGGCCAGUAACAACGUCCCAACCCUUCAUCAGCCCUCGCCCCUGCUCGUGCCUCCGUCAGUAACUGGCGCGAUUCCCGCGGCUCAAUCAACGCCCACGGAUCGCUACGAAAUUCCGAGCUACUAUUCCGCAGCGCCCCAGCCACUACCCCAGCAGCCAAGCCCUACCGGCGCAACUCCAUACGAAACUCCCUACGAGACAAACAAUCCAUACGCCGGAACUUAUGGACAUGCUUCUCCCACGCCCUCGACGGCCGCUAGCCAAUACCGACCUGCGCCACCACAAUACCAGUCUCCGCCGUCCGCAUCGAGUACCAGUCUCCCUCGCGCAGGUCAACCUCAGGCAGGCAAUGCAUUUGCCCAGCGUCAGACGCAACCGCAUCUACCAUCACCGCAAGUCGAUGAUGAUGAAAACUAA